AGAUCUGUUACGGCUUCGUCGUGGUUGCGCCGCAUUGCCAUGGCGGUUCCGUUAAAAACCUAAAAAACCUCUUUUUAUUUUACUUCCUCGCUCUUUCGCUUUGUCUCCCCACCGCGAUCGCCCACCGAGAUUUCCGUUUUUCGCCUGCACGCUUCCUCUUCCUUUUUGCUCCAUUGCGCUUUUCGCGAUGGAGGCCUCGGAGUACUUGGGUGGGAUCGGAGGGAAGUUGCGGCGGAAGCCGCACCGAAGAGUCGCCGCGACGCCCUACGAUCGUCCUGCAACUGCCGCACGCACCAUCAGCAGAGGCAGGUGGCUGUCGAAACUCGUCGAUCCUGCAUCGCGGUUUAUCGCUAGCGGCGCCUCCAGACUCUUCUCCUCCAUGUUCCGAAAGCAGCUCACCGCACCGACGGCUGAGAAAGCUCCAGGUGAAGUAUCUCAGUUUCAAUCUGCACAAGAAGUUGUAACAGCAGUAUCCCCUGAUUUGCCGAUUGAACUACCAGAGAAUGAAGCUGAAAACAAAAAUGUUGCAGCAAAUAAUCUUGAGGAUAACGUAGUGUUGGAAUUUGGACAACUUAUUAAGGAGAAAAGUUUCACAAAAGCUCAAUAUGAGCAUCUGAUUGAUGUACUGAGGUCAAGAACUACUGAUUUGGAUACAACCAAUUCUGGUGCAAAUGGUGAAAAGAUAGAUGAUGUUAUUGUUCCCCAGCCAGCAACAAGAACAGACAACUUCAGCUUAUGUGAAGAUCAUGUUACUGAUGGUCAUGCUGUCACACCAGUGGAACUUGCUAAAGAAUAUAUGCGUGCCAAGGUUUCAAGUGCCAAGGUUUCCAAUGAUUCCCCUUUGUCUCAAAAUUGGCAAAGUCAUCUCUUUCAUAAGAAUAAAAAAGUGCAAGCUAAUUCACAUUAUGGUGCAAAAAAGUUAGAUCUUAAAAUUCCAAGAUCUCUAGCUCAAUUGCCUGCCAUGAUUCCUGAAAGUAGUUAUUUAACUCCAAGGUCUCUUGGAAGAUCUGGAACGUAUAAAAUGGAAGGCUCUCUGUAUGCUAAGUCAAAGGUCGAGGAAUCUUUGAAAGAUGACUAUGCUGGAACCUUUUCUGAAAAGACACCAUGCAAUGAGCAAGCAGGGGGGCAGGUAUUGAAACGAAGCAGUUCAACAUUGUACAGUGAUUUUCGAUCUACUUGUCCUAUACGGAGGGUCCGUCAAAAAUUGGGCAUCAAUUCAUCGAAUAGAAUAAUGCAUUCAGUUUUACCUGGAAACAGUGAGCCUUGUAGUUUGACUGUCAAGAAGGGUUUUCAAGAUCCAUCACAAAAUCAAUGUUCUCAUAAUUUGGAUGCACGGGAAGAAACUGAGGGCAACAAAAUUCUCAACAAGGCUGUUGCUUCUGGUUCAGUUCAGUCAAGAGAGAUGGAAAACAAAAUAUUGCAAGGCCUUGAUAAAUUAUUGCCUUCCUCGAAGAGAAAAUCAAUGAAGCUAAAGGAUAAUCCUGUUGAAGAAUCACCUUCGUAUGGGAUACAUACACAUCCAAAAGGUACUGGUGAUGCUUUAUGUGAUAAACAAGGAAGGCUUGAUAUGCUUCAGGAGAAUGGUCCAUUGACUGCUUGCAUGCAUGAUAAUAAUGUUGUGGAUGCUGGAGUCUCAGAUUACAUUGCUGUUUUUGGGAAUCAGAAACCAGCUUUUCAGAUUAGAGAAUUUAAGGAUACAGUAGUGAAUAAUAUCGAGGGAUCUUCAACAAUUUCCAAAUAUAGCAAGGAUUUUUCUUUUCCUUCCAUAAAUGUUUCAUUUACUUCUGAAUUACCUCCAACACCUACUCUGCCAGGACCAUUUCUUGAGAAGUCUAUGGUACAAAAAGUACAAAGUACUACUCCUUUGGUUAUAUCUGGUUCCAUGGAAGCCAGCACAACACAGUCAGACACAAAUCGAGACAGUUCUCAUGCCGUUUCUACCCUAGAAAAUUGUACAAGGUUAAAUCAAGUUUCAACUUCAUGCGUUGAUUCUGUUCCUGCACUCCAUUUUGAGCCUGUAGCCUCAAUAGUUUGUUCUACUCUGGCACCUCAAAUUAGUUCUGGGAAUUUGGAAGGAAAGCCUAGUGAUGCAUCGCCAUUCAUCUUGAAUAGUGCAAGUCAAGACACAGCUUUUAAAUUUGGAAGUAAUUCCGUUGCACCAGUGGCAGUGUCUCGGUUCUCAAGUGCUAGCAGUGACAUGGAUUGGGCAGCACCCACAGUUUCUAGCUCUGAAGUUGGUUCUGCUCCAUCAAGUCUGUUACCAGAGAGUGGCAGAAGCCAAUCUGCUCUUCCAGCAAAAAUGUUGUCAGGUGCAAGCAACAACUUUAGUUUCAAUUCGUUGAGAUCUAAUAAUUUAUCCUCUCUGGACAAAAGCACUGAAACCUCAUCCACUGUUGCUGUUACUGGAUUAGUAGGAACUUUGGCAACUCAACAAACUUCUGAUGUUUCAGCAAGUCAAUUCCAGUCAACUUCUGAGAAUAGAGCGAACAAUAGUUUUGUGUUGGCACCACCAAUAGUUUCCAGCUCUGGGAGCAGCUCAGCAGCUGCUGCAUUGAGUUUCUUUCCAAGUUCCGGCAAUAAACAAGCUGCCAUUGAGCCAACUUUACCUGAUGCAAAUAACACAAAAUUUGGUUUUGGUUCAACAAAGUUUAAUAAUUCUGCCUCAAUAAAUCUGGGCAGUAGCACCAAAACCUCUCCUGGCAAUAAUAUUACUGGAUUUGCCGGAACUUUUGAUAACAGAGCUAAUGAUGGUUCUAUUUUGCCGACAUUUGGUGUCCCGAGCUUUGCAAGUAGUUCUGCUGCGUCAAGUCUGUUUCCUCAUGCUGUUUCCUCAACCAAUAGCUUCUCUAAACUGGGUUCAGGACUUAAUAAUCUAGGCUCAUCUUUAACAGACGCCAAAACCUCUCCAAGCGUUAAUUUUACUGGAUUUGGCAUGCAGUCAACUCAAAUUCAGAGUGGAAUCCCACAUAUUUCUAACAGCUCAAUGAGUCAAUUUCCGUCGUCGUCUAUUUCCAAUUCAACUUUUGGAACGAACGUUGCUUCCUCAUCAAGUUUAGGCAGCUCACCAUUUGGAACAACAGAUACACAUUCCAAGCUGUUUUCAUCUUUUUCAACAGGUGCUGGUUCUUCCAGUAUCAGUGCUGCUGCUGCUACAACCCUUCCCUUAGCAGCAACCCCUGGUUUGUUUGGUUCUAAUUCCUUACCACCGACAUUCCUUGUUUCAAGUGCAUCUUCUGGUGGCUUUGGUUCUACUUCCGUACAAUCAACAAUCGAUGCACCUUUUGUAUUUAAAUCGUCAUCCAAUCCAGCAUUUUCUGCUAGUCCUGCUGGUACUUCAUUUGCAUCUGGAAGUCCAGCAGUUGGUUUCAGUUUCAGGACAACCAGAGAUGAUCAGUUGAGUAUCAAGCAAAGCCAGACCGUAGGUGCUAAGCAGUCAACAGGCAGUAUGGUUCAGCAGUUCAGCCAAUCAGGCACUUCAUCUGCUGCAACAGUUUUCAGCGCUCCGGCAGUCCAUUCUACUCAACAGAAUUCUUUUCUUCCUUCCAUUCAACCACAAUCGCAAGCUGCUGGCAGUGCUCAAAUUCCUCAAGGAGGCACCUUUGCUAUGGGUAGCAGUGGCGGUGGCAAUGGUGACAAAUCCGGUCGUAGAAUAAUUAAGAUUAGAAGAGACAAGAGGAAAAAAUAAGCACAGUUGCGACGCAAGAACAUUUCUUGCUUGCGUGAUCAAACUGUUGUUGCUGGAAGUUAAAUCAUGGUGAAGUGGUCGUGGAGCUUUAAUUCCUUGAUUUUGUACGGCCAAUUUUGGUCCACCUGUGUCAGAAGGCAUAAGUUUGUGUAUUGAUGAUUUAUAUUUAUUAUGUACAAAUACAUAUAAUUUUUCAUGACGAACCUUGUAGUGAUAUGUUAUAGCAGAUUUUACA
Messenger RNA from Zingiber officinale, 3920 nucleotides. Its product is annotated as nuclear pore complex protein NUP1-like. Lineage: Eukaryota; Viridiplantae; Streptophyta; Magnoliopsida; Zingiberales; Zingiberaceae. The record is from RefSeq and is a predicted model, not a curated record. Gene Ontology annotation, biological process: nuclear membrane organization. The coding region runs from base 188 to 3685 and encodes 1165 amino acids. Gene Ontology annotation, cellular component: nuclear envelope. The transcript has 10 exons.